AUGGGUCGCGCAGGCUCACAAACCCUUAUCCAAAUCAUCAAGUGGCAUCAGUCGGGUGUCAAAGCUGCCGUGAACAACACCUCAAAUGCGACAGAGCUACGCCAAUAUGUGGCCGGUGCUCUAACACGGGCCGUGAAUGCCGAAGAGGCUUCAAAUUCCGGCUUAUUAAAGGUGUUCACAUAUGUGGAUGAGACAGAGCUCACAGCAAAUGGUUACAAUGCCCAAAUAGGCUCUGCAUCUCAGUUGUUGUCCCAAGAGAGUUCACCAUCCCAAGAAAGUGUCGAGUACGAUACAGUCAGUGACUGCCGUCUCUAUCACUCAACUCCAGAUGGCUUAUCGUCUAUCGUCUCCGCCCCCUUAGCCAGCCAUCAGCAAUAUGCUGCUGCUGUAUCGCCAUCGAAUAAGUUACUCGUCCAUGGAGACGAUGCACUUCAAUCUGAGGUUUUACCCAUAGACACCAGUCACUCAUCAUCAGAUGGCAGAGAAUCGUCGUCGAAUGCCGCUGAUGCUGGUUCGGAUGUUGGAUCCACCGGCGGCGCGUCGCUCCAGCUCCCAAGCCUCUAUCUCCCCGAGCCUGUCUGGCCGCUAAAUUCGGCAUCGGAGGCCAUGCUAUUCCGACAUUUUACUCAUAGCCUUGCUCCAUGGCUCGACCUCUGCGAUCCUCUUAGUGUCUUCCAGACCGUCGUGCCGCGACGGGCAGGCACUUGUCCCGUGUUGCUCAAUGCAAUCUUUGCACUUGCUGCUCGGCAUCUCAGUCACACAACCGGCUAUGACCACUUUGCCGCAAACCGUUACCAUGACAUGUGCCUCAACUCACUCAUUCCCCUUCUACAACAUGGUGUUGGCUUUUCGGACGAGAACCUUUUCGCGGCUACCAUCAUUCUCCGAGUCCUAGAGGAAAUGGAAGUAAGAAACAUGGGUGUCGAUACCAAGGGCUACCUCCUCAGUAUCCAUAAGUUUGUUGGCCACGGGGAUCGCUAUAUUGCACCCCACAGUCUCUCCGCUGCAGCCUUCUGGGUCGGGCUCAGGCAGGAGAUCUACAGUGCCGUCAUGAACCACCAACCUGUCCGAGUCAAUCUAGAGAUACCCAUCGUCGACAGAUCCUUGGAGCCCACAGACGACGAUGCCACCUGGGCCAACCGUGCAGUCACGUACUGUGCUGACGUGCUAAACUUUUGCUUCAGUCAAGACUACGAUGUUUCCCCUAGCCCAGGAUCGGGAAGUGGUGACAGGGUCACAGGGGCGAGCAGCGGCACAUUUUCAACGACUGAAAGAUGGCACAGGCUGAGCGAAUGGGGGCGGGCCUGGCAGAUGUCUCUCCCCAAGUCGUUUGUGCCAAUACUGGACAAGAAGCGCUCUGAAAAGGAAGCUUUUCCCGAGGUCUGGUACCAAACAUCUUGUCAAAUCAUUGGAAUCCAGCACCACAUUUUAGCCGAGCUUUUCCUCACCAGGUUUGACCCAAAGAUUCCCCGAAUAGGAGGACAGAGAAAAUCAGCAACACGGCGAAUGACGCAUCACAUCCAGCACCUGGUGCGUCGUUUGUGUGGCAUAGGCCUUCACAACGAGUGGUCACCACCGGCACUUUUCACUGCUUGCAUGGGGGUAGCUGCCUUCGGUGACCGAUUCGACAACAGAAAAGAUCAGGAUGCCCUUCUAGAGAUACUUACUCGUACUUCACGAGACCAUGCGCGGCCAACUGAAUCCGUGCAGAAACAGAUGAUGGAAUCGUGGGGAUGGAUUGCUGAUGACGACGACGACAACAACAAUGAAAACGAUAACGAGUGA
Molecule: messenger RNA, 1785 nt
Organism: Pyricularia grisea
Lineage: Eukaryota; Fungi; Ascomycota; Sordariomycetes; Magnaporthales; Pyriculariaceae
Exons: 9
Coding region: 1-1785 (594 amino acids)
Biological process (GO): positive regulation of transcription by RNA polymerase II
Cellular component (GO): nucleus
Molecular function (GO): transcription cis-regulatory region binding; DNA-binding transcription factor activity
Source: RefSeq, a predicted model, not a curated record